Messenger RNA from Ochotona curzoniae (black-lipped pika), 3014 nucleotides. It is a transcript of the gene OPCML, whose product is annotated as opioid binding protein/cell adhesion molecule like. The record is from RefSeq and is a predicted model, not a curated record. NCBI's taxonomy places the organism in Eukaryota, Metazoa, Chordata, Mammalia, Lagomorpha, Ochotonidae. Bases 588 to 1625 code for a protein of 345 amino acids. Gene Ontology annotation, cellular component: neuron projection. The transcript is spliced from 7 exons.
CCCGCCUGCAACUUUUUCUCGCCUCCGGCUUCCAGAUUCGAGACUUGGGGGCUGGUUUAUAAAUACUCCCGUACAUAUGUGUGAGCUAAUAAAACAGUUCUCUCCUCGAAGCAGCCGCCGCUGGGGGCAUCUCCUUCGUGCCAGAGCCACUUGCCUUCUUGUCUGGGUUAUAAACUUUUGCUGCCAGACCUCUCUGCAGAACGCGCCCAGUCGAAACCUAAAGUAGCGUCCUGAAGAGCCAGGCAGAGCGCGCACCCCGUGACCUUCAUCCCCGCACCGUGCCGCCUUCUCCGGCUUCCCAGCCACCUCUCUCCUCCCCAAGGGAGCGUUGAGGAAGCGCUUUUUGGAUGCCAGAGGGGGCAUCUGGUUCUGCCAGGCUGGAAAGCUGAGGCAGGCUUGGAAGAAGAAUUACUAGACUCCGGAGAGCCCAGACUCUUCCUCUCUGCGUCUCCCUGCUCCGCUGUUGGUGGGCUCCAGUCCGCGCCUGCCUCCCGCAGCACUUCCCAGGCCCGCUGACGUGCGGGGCACUGGGCGCGGAUCGCGGACCCUGCGGCUGCCCGAGUUCUGGGAAGUUGCGGCCCUCGAGGAUGGGGGUGUGUGGGCACCUGUUCCUGUCCUGGAAGUGCCUCGUGGUCGUGUGUCUCAGGCUGCUGUUCCUUGUACCCACAGGAGUGCCCGUGCGCAGCGGAGAUGCCACCUUCCCCAAAGCCAUGGACAACGUGACGGUCCGGCAGGGGGAGAGCGCCACCCUCAGGUGCACCAUAGAUGACAGAGUCACUCGGGUGGCCUGGCUAAACCGCAGCACAAUCCUCUAUGCUGGAAAUGACAAGUGGUCCAUAGAUCCACGUGUGAUCAUCCUGGUCAACACGCCAACCCAGUACAGCAUCAUGAUCCAAAAUGUGGAUGUGUAUGACGAAGGUCCCUACACCUGCUCUGUGCAGACAGACAAUCACCCCAAAACCUCACGGGUCCACCUCAUUGUGCAAGUUCCUCCCCAGAUCAUGAAUAUCUCCUCUGACAUCACCGUGAACGAGGGAAGCAGUGUGACUCUGUUGUGUCUUGCAAUUGGUCGACCAGAGCCAACUGUGACAUGGAGACACCUGUCAGUUAAGGAAGGCCAGGGAUUUGUGAGUGAGGACGAAUACCUGGAAAUCUCUGACAUCAAACGAGACCAGUCUGGGGAGUACGAGUGCAGUGCUCUGAAUGAUGUAGCUGCACCCGACGUGCGGAAAGUGAAAAUCACCGUGAACUACCCUCCCUAUAUAUCCAAAGCCAAGAACACUGGAGUCUCGGUUGGUCAGAAGGGCAUCCUGAGCUGCGAAGCUUCUGCAGUCCCCAUGGCCGAGUUCCAGUGGUUCAAGGAAGACACCAGGUUAGCCACUGGUCUGGACGGGGUGAAGAUUGAGAACAAAGGUCGCAUAUCCACACUGACCUUCUUCAACGUCUCAGAGAAGGAUUAUGGCAACUAUACUUGUGUGGCCACAAACAAGCUUGGCAACACCAAUGCUAGCAUCACAUUGUAUGGGCCUGGAGCAGUCAUUGAUGGUGUAAACUCGGCCUCGAGAGCGCUGGCUUGUCUCUGGCUCUCAGGGACUCUCUUUGCCCACUUCUUCAUCAAGUUUUGAUAAGAAACCAUAGGUCCUCUGAGGAACGCCUGCUUCUCCAUCUCACAGACUUUAAUCUACACUGCGGAGGGCAAACCAGUUUGGGCUUCUUCUUCUUUUUUUUUUUUUUUUUUUUUUUUGUCUGUAGGGUUUUUAUUUUGUUUGUUUGUUUGUUUUGUUUACUUAUGUGGUUUUGUUUUCCAAAUGGAAUGAGUGGGGUUGGGGGGAGGGUUGGGCAGGGUUCUACCACGUGUAGAAUACUCAUUCAUGGGUGUGUCCAAAAAUGGAAUGUGCUCCUGUUACCUUGGUCUUUCCUUUUCCUCUGCUUCUCUUCCCAUCAUCAUGACCAUGAGCCCCCACCAUCACCACCGCCACACACCAAACCGUAAAUUCCAUUUGGGCAAAAAAAUGUGUCUAAUGAUAAACACCCUGAAGACACAACUUGCCUCCACGGAGUGCAUACUGAGGGUUACAUUCAAGUGUCCUAUUAUCCUAUUAUCUGUAUCUUCUGUUUCAGAUCAUCUUCCUAAUUUUAAUGUACAUAUCCCCUCCCUCUUUAUUAUUAUGUACUCCCAUUGGGAUUCACAUCUUUUCUUUCUGGGAAGUUAUUUCACAAUAUCCAAAUCCUGCACCUUCUGUAGUCACCCAUCCUAUUCCUUUCUUCUGCCAGCUACAGGGACUGGAGGUUUGGGGCUCUGCAUGCAACCUAAAGCUAAAACUUUAAAGGCCAAGUGACUGUAAAAGGAGGAAGGAUUUUGAAGACAGUGCUUCUCUUUUAAAAAUAUCAUCCAACUCAUGAAAGAUUGAGCAUUAGAUGGGUGAUUAUUUAGAUCUUAUCAGGCUAUCAGAGUAAUCACAUGGUUAUCCAUCUACUCAAUUGUCUGAUUUCUUUGUCCCUAUAAUUAUUACCCACCUGUCUUCCUCUUUAUUUACUCUAUCAAUCUAAUAAUGUAACACUCCCAUUGCACCCCACUUCUCUGAAUUCAUUACCAUUUAAAUCUCUAAUCAGAUGAUGUCAAUCCCACUAUAUUCAUUUGUCUUCUACUAUCAGCAGAUAUUUGCAUCUUCAAAAUUGCCUAUCAGGAUGUCACAUCAAAACCAGUGAUCUCAGCAGCUAACCACAACACAGAAAUGCAGUACCCUUUGCCAGGCACUCUUUGGAACAUGGUAUUCCAUCCGUUUAAUUAGACACUGUUAACAGGUAGAUCAACAUGGCAUAUGGAGAGUUAGUCACUCUGUAUUUCCGGAAGAGGAUCUGUGUCUUAAAGGCAACAUCUUGGGAAGGAGACCAUCUCUGAAAGCCUUUGUUAGUGCUAUUUCUUUCACAGUUGAAAACCUAGGUACCAACUGUAGUUCUUCUCUUGGUCUUCAAAGAGAGAGCAUGUCAAGAAGCUAUGGCAUUACCUAGUA